CUCGGACAUGCGCACUCCGCCCACAGCUGAAGUAAAUGCGUCAACUUGUGUUUGGAGUUCUGUGCAGCAGAAGUUGUGUGUUUGUGUUUGUGGGACAUGAGCGAAGAUGAAUGAGGACACAUUUGAGGUCUCAGAGAGGACAGAGUACCGUUACCUGGUUCAGGAGGAGGACGGGGACGAGGUGCAGUACGUCCGUCACAGACACUACAUCAGCCCCUUCCUGGUGCUGUCCCGACGCUGCAUCUUCCUCAUCUGCCUCGGCGUGCUCUCUCUGCUCGCUCUCGCCACCUACCUGGGCUACGUGGCCCAGACGCUGCCGCCAGGUGUUGCCCAGGUGUUAACAGACCGUGGAGAGUACAGAGGAAAACACAAAAAUGGCGCCUACUCCUUUAAGGGCAUGGCCUACGCUGCUCCACCCGUCGGUAACCUGCGCUGGGCUCCUCCAGCCGAACCCGUGUGCAGGAGCGGGGUGACCGACGCAAGCCGCUUCCGCAGCAUGUGCCCUCAGGUGCGUCCGAUGUCGAGCGCGGGGAGGGUGAUGGGCCAGGAGGACUGCCUCUUCAUCAACGUGUGGACGCCCACGCUGCGGCCCAGCGCCAAGCUGCCCGUCAUGGUCUGGAUCCACGGAGGUUACCUGCACAUGCUCAGCGGAGGAGAGCAGGGAUACUCGCCCACGGAGAAGCUGGCCGCGGAAACGGGGAUGGUCUACGUCAGCUUCAAUUACAGACUCAACGCCUUCGGCUUCCUGGCACUGGAGAUGCUGAGAGCAGGUUCUCCUAAAAACACCUCAGGGAACUAUGGCUUCUUGGACCAGAUCUCAGCUCUCAAGUGGGUCCAGAGGAACAUCCACUUGUUUGGAGGAGAUCCUGGGAAAGUCACCAUAUUUGGACAGAGCUCAGGUGGGACGUCGGUGUGGACCAUGAUGAUGUCCCCGUUGGCGAAGGGUCUCUUCCAUGCAGCGGUGGACGUGAGUGGCUCGUACGUCUACGAGGCGACACUGGAGAAGGCUGAGUCCGACAAUCGGGGGUUCCUGGAGAAGACGGGCUGCAGAAACGCCACCUGCCUCAGGCGUCUCUCCGUCAAACAGGUCCUACAGGCCAUCCCGUGGCAGGAGUACCCCUCCUGGGGAGGAGAUGACCUGACAGACCUCCCCACUAAAAACCGCUUCGUCGGCCCAGUGGCAGUGGUGGACGGAUACGUCCUGGAAGCUCCGCCUUUUCGGGUCUGGGAGAAGAAAGGAGAGUACAGUGACGUCCCGUUCCUCAUCGGGACGACAGAGCAGGAGGCUGACUACAGUCCUCUGGUUAAUAACAUCUCCACAUGGACCUGGGCGGACUACCAGUGGUUCGUAACAGAAAAACUAAAGUCCUUCAACGAGAGUCUCGCCAGAGACGCACUGCUCCUGUAUCCGAGCUCGGCCCCCUGUCCCACCACAGACCGCUGUCCAGAGAGGGCCUACACCACCAUGGUGUCCGACAUCAGGGUCACCUGCCCCAACAACGACCUGGCCUGGAGAGCUGCAGCUGCACUGAACAGCCCUGUGUAUCGCUACGUGGUGACGCACACGCCGUCCAGACCGGUCAACGUGACUGGAGACCUGCUGCCGUUCCCCAGCCGCUUCUCCUUCCACUGUCUGGACGUCGUGGCUUUCUUCGGAGGGCUGGAGUUCGCCCUGGGGAAGCCGCUCUCUGAUCAGGACAGGAGCUUCCAGAACCUCGUCACACGUCACCUCGUCAACUUCGCCAAAACAGGUAAGAUGGCGAGUGAGUGGCCUGAAUACCCAGCAGCCACUGCUCUCCUGUCCAGCAGCCUGUCGCUGGCUCAGAACCACUCUGCUGCUCGGUGCGAGCUGUGGAAGGAGAACGGCCUGUACGACUACGCCUGGACGAACUGAGCGCAGACGGCGGCUGAGAGCUGCGAUCGUCUGACCGCUCAGUCCUUCAUCACUAGACUUUGUCACACUGAGGUGAUCUCAUGUAGACGAGUCCCCCGUCUCAUCCAGCAGCCAGAAACUGGACUCAAAGGGUCAGUUUGAAGCACAGUAAACGUAUUUUCCGUCCUCCAGUGACAUGUUUCCGUCCAGAUUCAGCAGUUUUGCUUUUACUUGAACAGGUUUUGAGAAGCCUGUCAGGCGUCUCUGCCUCCACUCCAGUGGAAUUAAGGUGAAUGGAAUUUAUUUCACGCUGUGAGCGAGAAAGAAAUUUCAUUUUAAAAUUCUACAGAAAUGUUUCUCUCAAGAAACCGUGUCCUGGCUGUCCCCUGAUAAUCCACAGACCUCAGUGUGAGCAGCUUUCAUUGGAUCUGUUGUCUGUUAAAAAGAAAUAGGAAACUGAAACCGUCUGCGUGGUCAGACACUGUUAGAGCUGAGUGAGGAGCUGACUUCUCUUUUGUAAUUUGGGCGAAUUGACCCUUUAACAAACUCACUCCACAGUGAAGUGACUUCAUCAGAUCUGGAGCCUGUUAAAGGUUUGAAGGAAACUCACAGACCAAAGUGACUGACAGUGAAUUUUACACUCAGGAUGAUCUGAAAUGGGAUUUUUAAAGGAUUUAGAGGAAAAUGAAGGUUAUUUUUAUACGUGUGAAGUGUGAAUGUAAAGUGUCCUUAAAUGGAAAGUGACCCUGUUUUAACUUAAGUUAAAAGUUAAUAUGAUCAAACACCAAAAAGGAGCAUCAGGCCUCUUCAGAAGGCUGAUCAAUCAGAUGCUUUGUAGUUUUGACAAAUGAGUGAAAAAGUUUAAUAUUUAUCUGAUCGUGUUCGGUGUUUUCCUCACAGGGAUCCGGACUUUUUCAAAUCAGGAAGAAAAAGCAGUAAUAUGCUUAAAAUUUAGUGUCUCCAAAAUUUCAGCUUCUCAGGAAUUUUUAAAAAACUUUGAAGGCCACAUUAAAUACAGGGGACAUAACGGACACUUGGCAGCUUGACUGUAAACCCAGAGACCUAACUGUAGUGGUGCACACAAGAUUAAUCAUAUUAGCAGAAGCAUUUGACAUGAAGUGAACCUGGAACUCGUCGGGUUCCUGAAGGUCCAGCGUGUCAGGACCAUUGUCCAGCAGGUCACCUGGUCUUGUUGGCGUUUGGAAAAUUUACUCAACCUGAACAUGACUCACGGCCCCUGAUGGUCCCUGAACCCUAUUUUGGGAACCUUUAUUUGGUGACUGCUUUCAAAAUAAGGUGUCUGUUGAACUGACUCUGACUAAUGCGAGAUAAUGAGGUUAAUAUUGGACUGUUGACGUUGUUGACCUGUGUGUGUCUGUGAAACAGCCCGGGUGGAAACUGGAUGUGGCUGCAUCUGGUUCCAGCUGUGCCACAGCUCCGUCACAUCUCAGCUGUGGUUUAAAUAUUCAUUCCAGGUGUUUCACACAGAUUUCUGAUACUGUUUCGAGUCUGUGCUGCCGAACAUGAAGGGCCAGUCGCGUCCCGUGGGCACAUGGGUAGUUGCAGCCUCCAGAACUUAAAGGGAAUUUGAGUGACGAGCAGGUGAACACAGCUGAGGUCCAGUUCACUGCCAGGUAACGCUGACAUGGGUUUCUACAUUCAGGGAAGUGACUGAGGUGAGAGGGGGAUGUGAGGUGUGUGAGUUUUGUAGUAAAUUGUGUUGAUCGUGAAGCUUUGAAUGUGUCGCUGAAUCACAGCUCCGCUCUUUGCACUGAGUCAUAACCUUUAACGCUUUGGCCACUAAGUCGUUGCACUUUCCUGUGAACGUAUGUUAUUACAUGUAUUUCUGCUGCAGUCACAGUGAGUUAGUUGAAGUUUGUUCCCUUUUUCAUCCUGUUUCAUUCCAGAUGUUUGUGAAGCAGCUGCAUGAAUUCACUGAUUUACUCCCAGUGUUGUCUUCAAUUAUUCACAAUUAUUUUUUCUAUUUUUUGAACCACUUGUGACGUUUGCAUCGUGGGUUCAGAGGUCCUUCUGAAAUCCUGUCUGGUUGUGUGCUGAUGCUGUGAAACUUUCUCACUCUUUAUAUGCUCAAUAAAUUGACACCACAUCA
Messenger RNA from Toxotes jaculatrix (banded archerfish), 3983 nucleotides. Its product is annotated as para-nitrobenzyl esterase. The record is from RefSeq and is a predicted model, not a curated record. NCBI's taxonomy places the organism in Eukaryota, Metazoa, Chordata, Actinopteri, Toxotidae. Bases 107 to 1894 code for a protein of 595 amino acids. The transcript has 10 exons.